This is a messenger RNA of Paramecium sonneborni, 335 nucleotides long. The record is from the annotation of a GenBank genome assembly. NCBI's taxonomy places the organism in Eukaryota, Ciliophora, Oligohymenophorea, Peniculida, Parameciidae.
AUGAAGUAUUGCAAAUAAAGUCUUAAAGCAUAAUAGAAAUCAAUUAAUAAAAUGAGAGAGAAGAUUUGAUAAGAAAUUAAUUAAGGAUUAAUUGAAAGAGACAAGGAGUUUAAGAUAAUUUGGAUGAUAUAUCGAUUACUCAUUUUGGAUUUAUCAAAGAAUAUGCUUAAAUUAUUGAAGCAAAAUAAGUCGCAUAAUAAUUAGCUGAAAGAUAAAAAAUUAUAGUAUUGAGAGAUGAAGAGGAAAAGAAUGCAAAGAUUAUUUUAUCUGAAGAAGAAUCAGAGGCAGCUAGAGGAACAGAUAGAAAUAUUUCUUAUAUUAAUAACUUAAAUUGA